This is a messenger RNA of Chiloscyllium plagiosum (whitespotted bambooshark), 733 nucleotides long. Lineage: Eukaryota; Metazoa; Chordata; Chondrichthyes; Orectolobiformes; Hemiscylliidae. The record is from RefSeq and is a predicted model, not a curated record.
CUGUGUUGUCCUAACAUGCAUUCUAACUUGAAUUUGCAGGCUCCUGGUGGGAUAGCAACACCGCAAGUUUAUGGUCAACUGCUUGCUUUAUAUCUCCUACACAAUGAUAUGAAUACUGCACGGUACCUCUGGAAGAGGAUACCUCAAGCCAUCAAAACUGCUAAUCCUGAGCUUGGUGCAAUUUGGUCUGUGGGACAGCGUAUUUGGCAAAGGGAUUUUCCUGGCAUUUACACUGUCAUUAGCUCUCAUCAAUGGUCUGACACCAUCCAGCCUAUCAUGGAGGAAUUGAGAGAUGCUACAAGACGACGUGCCUUUGGUCUUGUUGCCCAAGCGUACACAUCAAUUAGUGCUGACGAUCUUGCUGCUUUUGUGGGACUUCCUGUGGAAGAUGCUGUUAAAGCUGUAUUAGAACAGGGGUGGCAGGCAGAUCCAUCCACACGAAUGGUUGUACCCAAAAAGGCAGAGCCUCCCCCAGUACCACAGAUUCCUAAUGAACAACAGUUGGCCAGACUGACUGACUACGUGGCCUUCCUUGAGAACUGACAAACUACCACCAAGUGAGAGAGAGACAAAACUCAGGCUGUCAGUUUCUUGUUCUGCGAAUGACAGAGACCAGCGGAAUUUUGCUGUCUGCUAGCCUUGACUAAAAGGAAACUUUUAAAGUUGUUCUUGAAUGUUCGUGUAAAUAUCAAUGUCACUAAAUUAAAAAGAAAACCCUCUCCAGGGACAUGUA